This is a messenger RNA of Seminavis robusta, 1764 nucleotides long. The record is from the annotation of a GenBank genome assembly. Lineage: Eukaryota; Bacillariophyta; Bacillariophyceae; Naviculales; Naviculaceae.
UGAUAGACGAUCCAAGACAGUGCCUGCACCGUACCGGCAUUUCUUUAGUGCAACUGCUUCUUUUCAGCUUGCACUGAAGCGCAAUUUAGCUCUGUUUUUGAUGCCUCACUUUUGCUUCACAGCUCCUUAGCAUCAUCAACCCGAACAACAUCAAUAGGCUACUACAAAUCAGACACUACCAUGGCGGAUACUACAGAUACCAGACAGAGCACAUCGUUGCCUCUCAUCUAUAGUCCUACACAGACUGACAUCUUGUGUGGCAAAACAAAGCAAUGUAUGCUCCACCCUGGAACCCAACGGUUUCGUUUGGUCAUCGAGAGCUUCAGAGACAGUUACGCAGGAGCGUUGACCAAGUUUGAUAAGAUGUGUGUAACAAAGCAACUAGUGGAUCUCCUCAACCAGGCUUCGGCUCGCUUCCUCAAGUACAACAACAAGGAGAAGGCUUGGGAGGAGCUCUCCAGCCUCCAAGCUCGCGAUAAGGUUGGCCACGCGUUGCGCUUUGCAAACCGGAUCACUCGCAAGGCUGGAGCUGGUGUUGGGGAUUCAUUGCCGUCUCUCGCGUCUGUCAAACAACAACCAGCUCCAUCCUGUUCUACUUCGCGCAUCGCUCUGAUCCCCGCUGUGAUCCCCAUGAUCAAGACGAGCACGACGACCAGCUCUUUUAGCUUGAAUCAAGUGGCCCACGCCAGCAUCACAAAGCUGCACUCGGAACAAGUUCUCCCGACUCUGCAACUUCCGAUGACUGCUACUUCACUGGUGGCAGCCAGUCUUCCUUUGAACCAACCGGCAAGAUAUGUCUCUUCCUCGGCAUACAGCGAUGAUGCUCGGACAAGCAGCGCUCUUCAAGGUCGCUAUGAGGCUUCAAUGGAGACAAUGUCUAGUACGAUGAGACUGGCGGGAGAAACAGUAGCUCUUUUGAACACUCUGAGGUCUUGCUCUUCAAUCGUGCCCAACCUCCCUGAGCCAGCCAAAGUUCCUGAUUCUCAAGAGGAGGCUCCACUAGAGGAUGAUUUCCUGAGUUUUCCCAUGCUCGAAGAUGACUCCUUGGGUGCCCUGGAUGGUUUGACAGAGGUGUCACCGGCAAUCUUUGGGUAAUGGCUCUGUCUCUUUUUGGGGAGCCGUACCACUGAGGGGUUCUUCCUGCCAUGCCCCGCCACUGCCUUUCUACGUGUUGCUACAUGUAGUUACAUAAUUUGCUUUGUACAGCUUCUUGUACAUAAAUAAUUGCAAUUUUUCAAGCCUUACGCUAGGUAUGUUGCACUCAAGAGCGGUGUUGUUGUGGUGGCUCCCGCUGUGACCAUGAGUCGACCAUGGCCAUGGUCGAGCGAGAUUAUACGGGAAUGCGGUAGAAAACAGAUUGACUGGAAGGUCUUCAUCGAUCCAGUAGGAACAAUGCUGAUACUGAUAACUGUAUAGUAGAUCAUUGUCCAACAUACUACGGUGGGAUCUCUGUCUUGGAGAUUGGGUCAAUACUCUAGUAGCUAGCUAGUAUCUGUUGCAUAACAUCCAACUAUCCACCCUAUCAUUCCAACCUUCCUGCUGUGACGUGUGACCUGCCUUUUAGCCCCAAGUUGUCCGGAAGAAAACAGACUGUCUUGAUAGGUCUUGCUUGCCCCCGUGCAAAAGCGAAGUCUUGUGCUUCCUUUGUCAGUCGCCAAGGCCUGUUUUCGCUCGUCUCGUUCUUGCUUUUUGCGUUGUAAAAUAAGGGUAGGUGAGGUAUAAUUAGUGUCUAAUAUACGUACAAAAUAGGAGUAUCAUUACCUA